Menidia menidia (Atlantic silverside) is the source of this 2347-nucleotide messenger RNA. The record is from the annotation of a GenBank genome assembly. NCBI's taxonomy places the organism in Eukaryota, Metazoa, Chordata, Actinopteri, Atheriniformes, Atherinopsidae.
CGGCGGGUUUUUGGGGGUCCAGCGACCAGUCUCCUUUCAUCCGUCAACGUAAAGGAGAACAACUCCUCCUCUUCUGCUGUUACGCGCACGCAUGCAGCCUCUUCAGGCAAAAGACAAAACAUUAACUUAACAGACUAGGCGGACGGGAAACAAGUCAGUCUCAGACGAACCGGCAGGAUUUUAUAAAGCAAAGGCUGUGUUUUUUCUUAUUUUUUUCUUUUUUAUGAAGCUUUUCCGAUUAUUUUUCUUUUCCUCCACCAACUAAAAGUAGUUUGCACGACAUAUUUCAUCUAUAAGCAUCAACUUGGACUGUUGAACCUGGAAAAGGGGAAAGGCGCAUUUCUCACCGGCCUGUGCGUAAAAAUCUAUUUUUUUUGUUUUUUUUUCGGUGAUCCAACAAGACGGCCGCCGUCCCGUUUCUGAUGCUGCAAACCGCGCACUUCUGCAAAACGGAGGAUUUUCUCAAUGCUUUGCAGACUGUCGAAUCCCUAAAUUCCGCUCCCCGGGAGAAGGAGGCUGCCCGGCCGAGACCCGUGCAACGGGGGCUUCCAUAGUUUGGUAUGUCAGUUUCCCGUACAUGGAAAUAAUUCAAGACAGACACAUCAAUUCGGUGGCAACGAAAAUAAAAAAACAAAAACAAAUCCUACCUGAGAGAAAAAAUAGAUCCAGGGAAGAAAAAGCAAUCUAUUAAUGAAUUAGUCAUCGCUUAUUAAUAAUGAGAGCUGCAGAGAUUCGAAUGACGGUUUCCAUUGGCAGAUGAAACGUAGUGUGGAGAGCACGUGUCCAGUUUUUUCCUCAUAUUUUUCCCUCUAUGAUCUGGAUUUCUCACUUGUCAUCGCAAGAAAAAGGAACCCCCCCCCCCCCCCCAAAAAAAAAAAAAAAGAAAAAUUGAGAUUCUCCGGUGCCAUUGUCGCGCGGGGCUUUGCUUCUGAUGGACAUCUUGGCUUGCAGAUCCGAAGAGAACAGUUAUAAUAUCCUCCCUUCUGCAGCGACGAUGCUCUUCCACGGCCUCCCCGGAGGCGACGUGCACGGCGUGGUGGAGGAAAUGGACCGGAGAGGCAAAGGCGAGUCAGCUGCCAUCAGCUCGGCCAUCGAUAUGGGAGAAUCCGAAACGUCCAUGCCGUGUAUGGCCAACGAGCGCGUGGCCCUGUGCGCGGGCUGCGGCCGGAAGAUCGCUGACCGCUACUACCUGCUGGCCGUGGACAAGCAGUGGCACAUGCGCUGCCUCAAGUGCUGCGAGUGCAAGCUCAACCUGGAGUCCGAGCUCACGUGCUUCAGCAAGGACGGCAGCAUCUACUGCAAGGAGGACUACUACAGAAGAUUUUCGGUGCAGAGGUGCGCCAGGUGCCAUUUGGGCAUCUCGGCCUCGGAGAUGGUGAUGCGCGCCCGGGACCUGGUCUACCACCUCAACUGCUUCACGUGCACCACCUGCAGCAAGAUGCUGACCACGGGGGACCACUUCGGCAUGAAGGACAGCCUGGUGUACUGCCGCCUGCACUUUGAAACCCUCAUCCAGGGAGAAUACCAGACUCACUUUAACCACGCGGACGUGGUCCCGCACAAAGGCCUGGGCCCGGCCAACACGCUCGGACUAUCCUACUUCAACGGGGUGGGGACGGUGCAGAAGGGCCGGCCCAGGAAAAGGAAAAGCCCAGGGCCCGGAGCCGAGCUGGCCGCCUACAACGCAGCGCUGAGCUGUAACGAGAACGACGGCGAGUCCAUGGACCGGGACUCCCAGUACAGCUCCAGUCAGAAGACCAAACGCAUGCGGACCUCCUUCAAGCACCACCAGUUGCGGACGAUGAAGUCUUACUUCGCCAUUAACCACAACCCGGACGCCAAGGACCUCAAGCAGCUGGCCCAGAAGACCGGCCUCACCAAGCGGGUCCUACAGGUCUGGUUCCAAAAUGCCCGCGCCAAGUUCAGGAGGAACCUGCUCCGGCAGGAGAGCGGCGGGGUGGACAAGGCGUCGGACGGCUCCACGCUGCCGGGCGGGACCCCCUCGGGCCCGGCCUCGGAGAUCUCCAACGCGUCCAUGAGCCCGUCCAGCACCCCCACCACCCUCACGGACUUGACCAACCCCACCAUGCCCACCGUCACCUCCGUGCUCACCUCAGUGCCCGGCGGGAUGGACGUCCACGAGUGCCGGAGCCCGUCACAGACCACGCUGACCAGCCUCUUCUGAUGGUCGGAGCGCUGACCCCCCCCCCCCACCCCCAUCCCCACACACACAUAAACACUUAAACACACACAGACGCUAUUACACACACACACAUUUUCACUUUACCCAUACCGAAUCCUAAACUGAGCACUGUUUCAAAACCUCUGAACUUAAAAGAAACGAGAC